ACAUUACUUGACAUUCGGCUUAUUUUGACGGUGAUGCAUUUAGAUGUUUUCAUAUUUUGGGCGCUCUUUUCUACAGGAUCAUCGUUGGAACAAGGUGCAAUGUAUUGCAGGAUAACUAUCAAAACAUGAAGCGUAAAGAAAAGGUUGAAAGCGAAACUGGCUUCGAAGGAUGGGGCGAUUAUAUGGAUGCAAAAAUUGCCAAACUAGAGGACCAGUUUCGGCACAGCUCAGCUAUCGUUGGGGACAAGCUAUCGAAUCUGUUCGCAGGUGUAUCCAUUUUUGUGAACGGUUACACCAAUCCAUCCGCUGAUGAGUUGAAGCGACUCAUGAUGUUGCACGGUGGUGUGUUUCAUCACUAUAAACGUUCCAACACAACGUACACGAUUGCAUCGAUCCUGCCCGAUGUAAAGGUACGUUCGAUCACGUCCGAAAUAAUCAUUAGUCCACGCUGGGUAGUGGACUGUUUGAACGAGGGUAGGCUGUUGGACUACUCGAAGUAUUUGCUGUAUUCGCAGCAUAAGCCUUCACAGCCCAAGCUGGCUUUCACGAAGUUGGCCCCCCUAUCGACCCAUGUUACGGAUAUAGCGAAACCGGUACCCAAGAAUGACGGCGAUCCUAACGACAUCAGUCGAAGCGAGUGUCUUAAUGUGCUGGGUAUGCUUAAACACUUCACCGAUCAGAUAUCAUCGGAAGCAUCAGUUUCGAAUGAACAACAAGAAAGUUCGCAGCAAAACACGGAUGAAGAUGUAUCUAAUGGUACCAUGUCGUGUAAAGCGAUCCUGCAAAACGGUGAAAGUACGCAACCGCUAACUAACGGCGAUGGAGAGAAAUCUGAACUUCCACCACAAUGUUCGCCUGAUGUGUUUUCAGAAGAAGAACCGCCCCCAACAGAAACAACAAAUCAAUCCAACUCAAUAGUUAAAAGUCCAUCGAAACCGGCGCCUUCUAAGCAGUCGCUCACUGCAACGGAUCCUAACUUUCUAAAGGAAUUUUUUAACAAUUCCCGAUUGCACCAUAUCGCUACGCUUGGGGCAGGUUUCAAGCAGUACGUAUCAGAAUUGCGCGAAAAAUCAACCGGUUCGUUCCCAGCCCGUGACACAUUGGUGCAGCAUAUUGAUAGCCGUGCUGUUGCAAGAGACCCAACGGAAAGAGAAUUUAACAACGAAUCCAUCGAUCGGUACAUUAUGCACAUCGAUAUGGAUUGUUUCUUCGUGUCGGUUGGCUUGCGGAAGUAUCCACAUCUCCGUGGUCUGCCGGUAGCCGUCACACAUUCCCGUGGCUCAGAAGCACGCGUUCCUUCGCAUCCUGGACAGAACCGUGCGUUAGAGAUUGAGCUGUAUCACAAGCGGCUCGAAGAUCGCUACAAAGCACCAGACAUUCCAAUCGAAUCACGACUAUCGGCCAUCGAUGAAAAUAAUUCACUUUCGGAGAUUGCAUCCUGCAGUUACGAGGCUCGCCAGUGUGGGGUUAAGAACGGGAUGUUUGUUGGAGCAGCCUUAAAGUUAUGCCCGGACCUUAAAACCAUUCCGUACGACUUCGAUGGCUACCGGGAAGUGGCAUAUCAGCUGUACGACACGAUCGCACAGUACACGCUUGACAUUGAAGCUGUUAGUUGUGACGAAAUGUUUGUCGAUUUAAGCGAACUGAUUCAGUCGACCGGAAUAGAAGUGAUGGAGUUUGUGACGUAUGUGCGAAACAGAAUUUCCACAGCUACUGGGUGCGGUUGUUCAGCGGGAAUUGGAGCAAACCGUCUGCAAGCUAGGAUGGCCACAAAAAAGGCUAAACCUAACGGCCAAUAUCAACUGGUCCCGGGAGCGGUAGAGGAGUACAUGCGGGCGAUUCCAAUAGCCGAUCUACCGGGUGUUGGGCCAAGCACCUCGCAUCGGUUAAAGAAGAUGACGUAUGUAACAUGCGCCGAUUUACAAACCAUUCCCAGGAAUGUUUUGCAAACCGAGUUUGGAAAAAAAUUCGGUGAAACACUCUACAACGCAUGUCGUGGAAUCGACGAGAAACCGUUGGUGUACGAUCGGGGAAGAAAGUCAGUGUCGGUCGAUGUCAACUACGGGAUACGCUUCACUACCGAACAAGAGGUAGAUCGUUUUAUGCGCCAGCUGACGGAAGAAAUUCAUCGCCGAUUGUUGGAGUUACGUGAGCGAGGCAAACUCGUUACAGUUAAGCUGCUCGUACGCUCUCCAGAAGCACCGAUCGAGACGGCAAAGUUUAUGGGCCAUGGGCUGUGUGACGUUGUGACAAAGUCACAGCCACUUCGUCAGCACACAGACGAUCGUACACUGAUCGAAGGCACUGUGCUGGGAUUGAUGCGUACGUUAGCGAUCGAACCGUCAGAACUGAGAGGGAUCGGAAUUCAGAUUUCCAAAUUUGAAGGUGCACAGCGUACGGCGGAUAGUAAAGCUGGUAACCGGUUGAAAAGCAUGUUCCAGAAGGCCGAAAACAAACUAAAAUCUCAACCAGAAACGGCUGAGAUUGCCUGCAACGAACCAAAAGUAACCAAAUCGAAGGAACAGUAUCGUUCGUUGUUUCGGCAACCUGAUGAUCAGGAACCUUGUACAUCUCGUAGUUCCACUGCCAUACCUCAUGCAGUACCUUCGCCGUUACGCCAGCAAUUGAACACACCGACAAAGACAGAUUUUAAUGGUUUUAUCAAUUCUCCCAAACGAAACGAUAAUGCUGUCAACUCACCCAGUAGGAAAGCUACGGUUGGAUCAAAACCUGUCACUAGAGGCCGACGUGGAAGACCUCCAAAAUGGGCUUCAUCGGGUGGAAGGAAAGAUCAAACCCAAACCGCACAAAGCGUUGGUGUGAUGAGGAAAUUUUUAACAUCUACUGCAUCAUCCAAUUGGAACGACGAUUUACCUGACGGACUCGAUCCAGAAGUACUGGCGGCACUACCUGAAGAAAUACGAGAGGAAGCCAUACGCGACUACAGAAGACAGCAGCAACUGUUGCUUGCUGCUAAUAAUAAGCAGCAUCAUCCUCCUGCGGAAAAGACUCCAGUAAAGAUGUCUCCACUUCGGGAUGCAUACCACCAUGAACGGAAAUCACCAAUCACUCCACAAGCUGUGGCUAAUGCAGGAGAUGAACAGAAAAUAAAGAUCGAGCUAAAGUUUCUUCAAGCACUUCCGCUAGAACUACGCCUCGAGGUGGAAAAGCAGAUCGAACUGAACAAGGACAACAUGGUUGUAACAUGCAAUGAGCCGGAAAUUGAUGAACCUUUGCUAGUGACGCCAGAAAAAAGUCCUGUGCGGGAGAUUUCUCCUAAUAAAAUAAUGGAGCCCCAAUAUGCUACCCCCAAAAGAACGUCAACUGAGUGUAAAGCAUCCAAGGAUCCAAAUAUUCUAAGACGCAAAAACUGGAGAGAACUUGUGGAAGAGUGGAUCGACAGUACCGACGAACCGUACGAGUACGAUGUACAGCUGUUAGUGGUGAAUGGACAAGAACUAUGCGAGAACAAGUCGCUAGAACGUUUGUAUCUUUUUUUGCGUUGCCUUCAACGGUUGGUGCAGGAGAAGAACAAUUGCUUUUGGCAUCUGGCGUAUUACAAUGUUGUUCGUCCGAUACAGGAUCGAAUGAUCGCACUGUACGGGAACCGGUUGGCAGUGCCAGGGAAAAUUACUUGUGAAAUGUGCAAUAAUAAGGUUUAGCAUACCAUGAUACACGAUAGCAGAUAUACACGAUUAAGCUACACGUUCCAAAUCAUUUAACUAUGAAAUAUUUUUAAUAUUAUUUAAAAAGGAAUAAAAGCAAAAACCUUCAAAAACCAACUGUUGGUACCAUUGUUGUUUUGCUUUUGGAACUUUAAUUCUGUUCUAUCAUCUUC
Molecule: messenger RNA, 3838 nt
Organism: Anopheles funestus (African malaria mosquito)
Lineage: Eukaryota; Metazoa; Arthropoda; Insecta; Diptera; Culicidae
Gene: Rev1
Product: DNA repair protein Rev1
Exons: 2
Coding region: 126-3662 (1178 amino acids)
Biological process (GO): error-prone translesion synthesis; error-free translesion synthesis
Cellular component (GO): nucleus
Molecular function (GO): deoxycytidyl transferase activity; DNA-directed DNA polymerase activity; damaged DNA binding
Source: RefSeq, a predicted model, not a curated record